AGCAUCCCGAACGUCGUCUCGUGCUUGAAUUGGGUCUUGACUUGCCGCGUGCUGCUUCCAAUUCCCGCAGUCCAGCACAUACACAUAGCUCAUCAUGAGGACAAAACGCUUCCAUGGCCUCAAGUUGCCAAAAAUCCGCAUGUCGAUGAGCAAAAACAAUCUCUACAACCUCUCUCAACAAAAACACGCCGCCGUUCGCGGCACCUACUUCCAGCAGAAAUGGUUUGCGAAGAGGGAAACCCGCGCCUACCACGGCGAGCAGAUCCGCGAGAAGAAGUGGCAGCGAAUGUUUACGUCCCGCAUCAAGUCCGUGAUACCCAUGCAUCACAGAUACAUGGCCCGCUACGAUGGAUCUGAGCAGGCCGCCGGCCGCGGCUCGGGUCUUCAAACUGGUGAACCUUUGGAUGCAAAAGCUCUUCAGAUGAAACGAGGCAAAGUGAUCCCCUACAUGGGCAUGACAUAUGCGCCAGUGGAGCGGAGACUAGACACUGCGGUUUUCCGUGCCCUGUUUGCCAGCAGUGCAAGGCAAGCACGACAGUAUGUUCUGCACGGAGGCGUCAAGGUCAAUGGCAAGAAGAUGACCUAUCCCGGCUACCUCCUCAACCCCGGCGACAUGUUCCAAGUCGAGCCCGACCGCGUCCUCUUCGCCACCGGCGCCCCCAAAGAAGUCGAGGACGUCCAGGCAACCAAAGCCCACCGCAAGCGUCUCGCCGCCGCGAAGGCCCCCCGCGAAGAGACCACCUCGGAAGAAACCUCUGAGGAAGCCACACCCGCCGAAGAGCCCGAGCUCGACGAAGCAGCCGUCGAGAAGAAGCAGCGCAAAGAGCACAAAGACAACCUCCAAUCCCUCCUCGCCAGCGCGCGCGCCGUCCUCGCCGACAAGAGCGCCCACAGCCCCAACGCCAAGAAGAAGCAGGAGAUCCGCGCCUUCGCCGCUGCCGUGCGCCGCGCAAUCGGCGGCGUGAACCGCACCACCACCGAGGACCUCGACGCCCAAGUCGCCGAGCUGGUGUCCAAGCUCUCCCUCGCCAACCUGCCCAAGGCCAAGCCGGCUGCUGCUCCGACUUCCGGAACCGUCGAUCCGUCGCUGGAGGCGCAGGUCGUGGCUACCAAGGAGUCAGCUGUUGAGAAGGCGCCUGCGGCGGACCGCCAGACGCUCGCGGAGGCGCUGCGUGAGGUCCGUGAGAACCCGAUCGAUCCGAGUAAGCCGUAUGCGACGCCGUGGAGGCCGCGUCCGUAUAUGUCUGCGUUUGCGUUUGUGCCGAGAUACCUGGAGGUUAACCAUAAUAUCUGCGCGGCGGUGUACUUGAGGCAUCCGGUGGCGCGACCGGGAGUUGCGGAGGUGCCGUCGCCGUUCUCGUCAAAGAGCUCGACACUGGCUUAUAACUGGUACUUGAGACGGAGGUAGAUGGGGAUAAGACAGGGGAGGAGAAUGUGGAGUGGAGGGAUGGAUAUAUGGGGUAAGAUAGUUUGGGGGGUGAGCAGUGUAGCGUGCAUUUGUAUCAUAGGUGGGGUUUGUGCAAUGUUUCGAACGUGUAUGAUUGGGGUAUUGAAAUGAGAUAAAAUGUAUUUCUAUAUAGAAAUGUACAGCUCUUCUAAGUUA
Molecule: messenger RNA, 1603 nt
Organism: Pseudogymnoascus verrucosus
Lineage: Eukaryota; Fungi; Ascomycota; Leotiomycetes; Thelebolales; Thelebolaceae
Gene: NAM9
Product: mitochondrial 37S ribosomal protein nam9
Exons: 3
Coding region: 95-1408 (437 amino acids)
Biological process (GO): positive regulation of translational fidelity
Cellular component (GO): mitochondrial small ribosomal subunit
Molecular function (GO): structural constituent of ribosome; rRNA binding
Source: RefSeq, a predicted model, not a curated record